Molecule: messenger RNA, 1806 nt
Organism: Lodderomyces elongisporus
Lineage: Eukaryota; Fungi; Ascomycota; Pichiomycetes; Serinales; Debaryomycetaceae
Product: DNA-binding transcription factor
Exons: 1
Coding region: 1-1806 (601 amino acids)
Biological process (GO): regulation of DNA-templated transcription
Cellular component (GO): RNA polymerase II transcription regulator complex
Molecular function (GO): transcription cis-regulatory region binding; DNA-binding transcription activator activity, RNA polymerase II-specific
Source: RefSeq, a predicted model, not a curated record
AUGACUGACGUUAAACGGAACUACUCAGAUAUUGUAUCACCACCAGUGGACAAUGCCGACCUGGACUCAGGUAACGACCUUAAGAAAUUGCACACCAAACCUGGAAGGAAGCAAAUUGAGACAGAACCCAAAUCAAAGAGAACAGCUCAAAACAGAGCUGCACAAAGAGCUUAUCGUGAGAGAAAGGAACGCAAGAUGCAAGAAUUGGAGGAAAAGGUUAAGAUGUUGGAGGAUGAAAAUGUCAGAGCCACCACUGAAACUGAUUUCUUGCAAGCUCAAGUCAAUAUACUAAAGAAUGAAUUGGCAAAAUACAGAGGAACCACUGAUUUCCUGGAUUUAAAUCUACCCACAACUGUCGGACACUUGAGUCAUCCACAUACUAACAAAGAGUACUCUGCAGCAGCAGCUGCUGCAAGUCAGCAGCAGCAACAACAAGCUAAAGAUCAGAAUGUGGGUAGUGGGAGAGCAAAUAGUGCCAGCUCAAGAAGCUCAGGCUUGGAUAGAGCAUCUUCCAAUUCGUCCAUCUCAACACUGUCACCAAAUUUCUCUUUUGGGUUGCCUUGGUCUAAGGAAAAUCUAAAAUAUUUAAAGCAACAACAAGAAAAACUGCUGCAGGUCCAUCAAACACAUCAAAAGCAACAGAAACAACCUCGUGCAGAUGCUACAAAACCAGCAAGCGACUCUUCAUAUAACACUUGCCCCGAUCUCGUAUCUGGCUCGUCGACCUCUACCACUCCGUUGGACGACAAUAUCUUGGUGUCGCCGGACUCCAAUUCUUCAUCCAUAGGCUCAAAUAGACCAAACAUCAACUUUGCCGAAAAGUUUGAAGAAGAGAUAGACCCAUUUUGUAGCAAAUUGAACGAAGCAUGCGGAACACGCGCAAAUCCUAUUCCUAAACAACAACAACAACAACAACAACAACAACAACAAUAUCAAAAACAACAACAUCUGCACCCUUCCACAAGCUCUAUUCCCGGACAAUCUGUUAAUUCUACAAUGCAUUCGCAGUAUAAUUCGCCGUUGUCGUAUUUGUUACCCUCAUCCACUACUAAUAGUGCUCACAAUGUCAAUACACCACACAAUACCACCUCAAUCGCACCCGAUCAGUCCAAGAACAACUACAUGAAUGAUGCUUUUUUCAACAAUUUAUCAGGAUUGGAUGACCCUGAAUUCAAUUUCAACAUUCUAGAUAAUAAAUACUCAACCGAUGAUCCAUUAAGUUUCCUCAAUGAUAUGAAUGGCACACCUCACACCUCAAAUGAUGGCAACUAUAACAACAGCAUUGUCAACAACAACAACAAUAUACCAAGCUUUGAUGCUGCGUUGGCCUUUGAUGAUUCAUUUAAGCCACAUCAAACAGCCACAUCAGAGAGAGAAAUAGACCCCAUGUCUUUUCUCACUACCGAAGAGUCGAUGUAUGAUUUCACCAACAAGGUUGGAGGACAAAAUGACAUCAAUACAAACUUUAACUUUAACGAUUUCAUUAAGGACUCUAUUCCUGAACGUAAAGACUCCACGCCACGCACUGGUCCAGGUGUAGAGUCUUAUAAUGGUAAUAGUGUUGGUAAUAGUAACAUCAAUAAUGACGAUGAUGAAGAUGACGAGGAAAACGAUAUUGUGCCAGCACCACAACAAACAAUGAAAUGUAGUGAGAUAUGGGACAGAAUUACUUCGCAUCCACGAUACACAGAGUUGGACAUCGAUGGUUUGUGCAGUGAAUUGAAAAGCAAAGCCAAGUGUUCGGAAAAAGGUGUGGUUAUCAAUACUACCGAUGUCAAUGAACUUUUAGGAAAGAGCGCUAAAUAA